Molecule: messenger RNA, 2871 nt
Organism: Microstroma glucosiphilum
Lineage: Eukaryota; Fungi; Basidiomycota; Exobasidiomycetes; Microstromatales; Microstromataceae
Product: elongation factor G, mitochondrial
Exons: 2
Coding region: 122-2668 (848 amino acids)
Biological process (GO): mitochondrial translational elongation
Cellular component (GO): mitochondrion
Molecular function (GO): translation elongation factor activity; GTPase activity; GTP binding
Source: RefSeq, a predicted model, not a curated record
AGGGGGUGCGUCUUAGGAUAGGAUAGCAUAGCAUAGCAGAGCAUACCCCGCAACCACGUCCUCCUCCUCCUCUCCACCCUCCUCACCUCAUCUCAUCUCAUCCCCUCCUCACCUCGUCAGCAUGAGCAGCUCACGCCUCGUGGCAUCGGUCACCGCCUCUGCCAAGGCCGGACGCUCAUCCGGGAUCCGCACCCUGUCCACCUUGGCUGCUCGCCCUGCGCCGCCACACAGGCGUAUCCUCACCCGCCCACCUCCCUCGCGCCUACUCCAGCAACGCAGCUACGCCGUACCAGCCAUGUCCACACCUCCAGCAGCCAAUGCAGCAGCCCAAACAGCACACAACUCGGGCGUACCCCCUCCCAUUGCCCUCACCGAAGCCGACCUCACAAGGCUCGCACGUCAGAGGAACAUCGGAAUCGCAGCCCACGUAGACUCGGGGAAGACGACCCUCACAGAGCGAGUCCUCUUCUACACCGGUCGUAUCAAGGAUAUCCACGAAGUCCGUGGAAGGGAUGCCGUGGGGGCAAAGAUGGACCACAUGGAGCUCGAGAGGGAAAAGGGAAUCACAAUUCAGUCUGCUGCAACCUACUGUCAGUGGAAGGCCACACCCCCAACCGAGACUAGGGCGGUGAGCGGAGAUGCUGCAGAGAUGGAUACAAAAGGAGCAGCCCCCAAGGAGGACUUUCACUUUAACAUCAUCGAUACUCCAGGUCACGUAGACUUCACCAUUGAGGUGGAGAGGGCACUCAGAGUCCUCGAUGGAGCCGUGUUGGUCCUCUGCGCCACUUCUGGCGUGCAGUCACAGUCCAUGACCGUAGACAGACAGAUGAGGAGGUACAAUGUACCUCGCAUCUCCUUCAUCAACAAGAUGGACAGGGCAGGAGCCAACCCUUGGAGAGUCGUGGAUCAGAUUAGGUCCAAAUUGAAGAUGAAUGCGGCAGCUGUCCAGAUUCCCAUUGGAGCAGAAGAGGACUUCAAGGGCAUCGUCGACCUAGUCAGGUGGAAGACUGUCUGGAACGAGGGAGAAAAGGGUAUUGUCAUCCGAGAGGAGGACGGCGUGCCCGAUGAUUUGCUCGACUUUGCCAAGGCCAAGCGUCAGGAGCUCGUCGAGCAGCUAUCAGAGGUCGACGAGACAAUGGCUGACAUCUUCCUGGAGGAGCGAGAGCCCACACUCGAGGAGCUGGCCACAUCGAUCCGCAGAGCCACCCUCACCUGCCGAUUCUCACCGGUGUACAUGGGCUCUGCCAUCAAGAACAAGGGAGUGCAGACGCUCCUGGAUGGAGUCUGCGCUUACCUGCCCAACCCAUCAGAGGUACCGGUGACCGCUAUUGACAACAGCGCCAAGGCUCAAAAGGACAAGGCAGAAGCAGUCGCUGCCGCUGCUGAGGGCGAGGGCGAUGUAGAGAGCGCAGUGGCAGCAGCUAAGAAGACGCAGACGAUCAUGCCUCUUGCCCCCGCCUCUGCCGCUCCCUUUGUCGGUCUUGCCUUCAAGCUGGAAGAAGGGAGAUAUGGCCAGCUGACCUAUGUGCGUGUCUAUCAAGGGACACUGAAGAAGGGCACUACCAUCUACAAUGCCCGCACAGGAAAGAAGGUCAAGGUGCCUCGUCUGGUACGAAUGCACUCCAACGACAUGGAAGACGUCGACGAGCUGGGAGCCGGAGAGAUCUGUGCCAUGUUUGGCGUAGAGUGCUCUUCUGGUGAUACCUUUACAGACGGCACCACCAGUCUCAGCAUGACGAGUAUGUUCGUUCCCGAGCCCGUCAUCUCUCUCGCACUCACACCCGAAGGAGCAGACGGCAAGUCCGGCGCCGGGGGCGUCUCUCAGAACUUCUCUCGUGCGCUCAACAGGUUCCAAAAGGAAGACCCCACCUUCCGCGUGCACGUCGACUCGGAGUCGAGUGAGACGAUCAUCUCUGGCAUGGGUGAGCUUCACCUGGAGAUCUACGUCGAGCGUAUGCGGAGAGAGUACAACGUUGCCUGCACGACUGGUAAGCCCCGCGUGGCCUUCCGCGAGACCAUCGGUGCCAGAGCCGACUUCAACUACACGCACAAGAAGCAAAGUGGUGGUGCUGGUCAAUUCGGUCGAGUCAUGGGAUACAUCGAACCCAUGGACCCAGACGAGGAGACGGGCAAGGAUGUCGCCUUUGAGAAUCGCGUCAUGGGAGGCUCCAUCCCCACUGGGUACUUUGCCGCGUGCGAAAAGGGUUUCCAGGACGCACUAGAAAAGGGACUUCUCACGGGUCAUCCAGUCACUGGUGUUCGCUUUGUCCUCGAGGAUGGAGCAGCACACAGUGUCGAUUCUUCUGAGCUGGCCUUUCGACUGGCUGUAGCUGGUGCAUUCAGAGACGUGUACAACAAGGCUCGCCCGGUCGUCCUCGAACCUCGAAUGGCCGUAGAGGUCAUCUCCCCCAUUGAAUUCCAGGGAGCCGUCGUGGGUGGUCUCAACCAACGUAAAGGAACCAUCGAAGACACCGAGGUGAGGGAAGACGAAUUCACUCUACAGGCAGAAGUCAGCUUGAAUGAUAUGUUUGGCUAUUCGAGUCAAUUGAGGGGAAUGACACAGGGUAAAGGAGAGUUCUCGAUGGAGUAUAGGAAUCAUGCACCGGUGAUGCCGAAUGUUCAAAAGGACAUGGAGGCAGAGUAUCGCAAGAAGCUCGACAAGAAGUGAGGGAUUCGGGAGAGGAAACAGAUCAUGAUAGAUGAAUAAUUAGACACACGCGGAACACUUUCAGAGGUUCGCAAGAGCCUCUGUGUCGUCAUUGCCGUGCAUGCACACACACGCUGGACGACGCCUUCCCUCUCUUUGUAUUAUUGCGCCUUCUGCACGCCGAAAUCUCUUUCAGCAUAUCCACCACUUUGCUCUCAGCUCUC